Messenger RNA from Anguilla anguilla (European eel), 3063 nucleotides. RefSeq names its product C1q and TNF related 2 (gene c1qtnf2). Lineage: Eukaryota; Metazoa; Chordata; Actinopteri; Anguilliformes; Anguillidae. Gene Ontology annotation, molecular function: protein binding. The coding region runs from base 1757 to 2677 and encodes 306 amino acids. The transcript is spliced from 3 exons. The record is from RefSeq and is a predicted model, not a curated record.
GCCAUCUGUGCUACACAAAAACAAGCGAUUCAGCACUCAGGCGAAAUGUUGACGGACUUCCAGUAAUCGUUUUUACUGGCUUGCUAGAGCUAAGACCUACAGCUGGAGCCCGUGGGUGUGCUCGUUUGUUGUUUCCGUGGGAACGGGCUCGCUCAGAGAAGAGCAACUCGGGAGUUAACCCGCCCGUAUAUCGGCGUCCAUCUGCUGACACGCCUGCAGCAACGAGGGGCGACUUCGGCUGCUUUUUGAAAACAAACUGCCGAAUUCCACCGCGGUCAUCCGUGGCUUUCUCACGACUAUCAGCGCGCGACGGUCUCCCUCGACGAUAUUCGGUGUCGUUUAGCAAUGAUAUUCUGCCUGACUGUGCAGAAACACGUUAUGUACUCCCUAUAGAAGAAAGGGGAAUAAAUAACAGUUUUUAAAAGUAUUCCUUAAGUACACUUUCUGAACUGUAUCCCUGGUAGAGUACUUUAAAGUGCACUUUUACUUUACUUUCCAGAAACAGAUUUUAAAAAGUUUAAAGUAGGCCUACUUGAAGUAUAGCAACCAAUUUAGGAUAGCCUACAAAGUUUAGAAGACGCACAUAAGUGGUAUACUUAAGAGUAUAGUUCCAGGAAAUUGGUUCAUUUAAAGCAUAAAAUAUUUAGUUUUGUAAAGUACUUAAAAAUAUACUUUAAAAACACUUGAAAAUAAACUUGAUAUAGGCCUACUAAAGCAUACUGGAAGAAAAACGAUGUACUACUUUUUUGUACAGAUCAGUGGAAUCCAUAGACACACCUCGAAGUUACUUCGUCUUGCUGCGCCAUACUGAUAGGGAAAGACAACAGUACAAUCCUGACGUCAUUCAAGUCAAAAAACUGUUGUUUUCCCGAGCUGUACAGUGUCAUGUUAGGGUUAAAGUAAAGUGACAAGCCAGCGUGGUGAAAGGCAAGCAUUUGUGGACGGGACUGAAAGAAGCGCGCGCGAACUUGCCCAGAAAAAAGCACGUGUUUGUUUUCUUCAUGCAAUGUGCAUUUUCAUCCCUCGCCCGCCAGCUGGUCGAUUUUUUUUUCCCAUUUUCGGGCUUGGCGCGUUUCCUCACGCAGUAAAAGCGAGCCACAUCUGGGGAUCCUCUCGCUACAGUUUACUCAGUUAGUUCCAACUUCUCAUAGCUGCUCCCUUGGCAGGACCCCAUGCUAUUAUGUUUUUUUCCGAUUCGCUCUUUCAUCAGCGAACCACGUGAAUUAAUAAAAAAUAAAGAAUGUAACCACCUCAUCCAGCGCUACGAUACACUGGUACAGUACAUGAUGAGGUAUCAGCGACGCAUUUAUACGCCUUAAAAGGCACAUCGGAGACAUUUUCAAGUCGCUUGGACCUCGUCCCAGAUAUCCAAAAUGUGAUCUAUUCUAGUCCAUAAAAGCAAGCGGCGGGCGUUAUCUGGCUGGUUGGCAGGCUAAUUAUUUCUGUUGCGCGUGUUAAUUUAUGGACUUAUGAUUAUUCUUGUUUUCUGGCAUGGGAACAGAUUCCGCGCGAUUGCAUCACGGUAGAAAUAUGUGUUGGCAGCGAACCGCGAAAGGGAACCGAAACAAGAGUGUACACAGAGUUGAGGGUUAAAAUCGGCGGAGAAAGUUUUUGUCCAGAGUGUCCAGGCGUAGCACAACUGCAUGUUUUUCGGCGGGGUGAAUUUUACAGAAAUAACAUGAAGGCUGCGAAGGGGAGCGUUCGAUGGGACACGCAUUCGGCUCCUGAAUAAUAGGUGUUUCUCCUCACCCGACCCAUGACGUUAUCGCCUCUGAAAGCCGUCGCCAUGGUACCCCUGGCCCUGCUGGCCUGUCUGCUGCCUCUCGCCGCCCCUGAGACGGCCCCGAACUUCGGCAAGAAGGGCCGAAACUUCACCGUGCACUCCUCUCAGCUCGUCUGCAGCCUGCCGGGCCCCCAGGGGCCGCCGGGGUUUCCGGGGGCACCGGGGUCCCCCGGCCCCGUCGGCAAGAUGGGGCUCCCGGGGAAGGACGGGGCAGAUGGGAAGGAUGGAGAGAGAGGGGUGAAGGGGCACCCGGGGGAAGCCGGGCGGCUCGGUAACCCAGGGAAACCGGGGCCGAUGGGCCGGCAGGGCGUGGUGGGCAAGGCGGGGCCCCGGGGCCUGAAGGGGGUGCGCGGGGCCCCGGGAUUCGCCGGGACGGGCGGGGCCAGAGGCGAGAAGGGCGAGGACGGGGAGGGCGGCCGCGCCGGCGGCUGCAACUGCGGCAACAACAUGGCGCGGUCGGCCUUCUCGGUCGCCGUGACGCAGAGCUACCCGAAGGAGCGCCUGCCGAUCCGCUUCAACCGCAUCCUGCUGAACGAGGGCGGCCACUACAACGCCAGCGACGGCAAGUUCGUCUGCGCCAUCCCCGGCGUCUACUACUUCACCUACGACAUCACGCUGGCCAACAAGCACCUGGCCAUCGGCCUGGUGCACAACGGCCAGUACAAGAUCCGGACCUUCGACGCCAACACGGGAAACCACGACGUGGCGUCGGGCUCCACGGUGCUGCGGCUGCAGCGCGGGGACCAGGUCUGGCUGCAGAUCUUCUACUCCGAGCAGAACGGCCUCUUCUUCGACCCCUACUGGACCGACAGCCUCUUCACCGGCUUCCUCAUCUUCGCCGACCAGGACUUCCUGAACGAGGUGGAUCAGAAGGCCAACGCCGAAGCCACCUGACCCUUUAGCGUGGUUUGAGUAAGGAGGCCGUUACAGUUUCCGUUGGAGACCGAGGACGUCAGACUCAUUUACAUUUCGGACAUUUUGCAGACUCCCUUAUUCAGAACGACUCGCACAGCUUGGAUUUAAGGCCUUUUAUACUGCUGGAUAUUUACUGAAGUGAUUCAGGUUAAGUGUUUCACUCAGUGUAACUACUGCAAUGCCCCCACCUGGGAGUCGAACCUGCAGCCCUGGAGUUGUGAGCUCCCUAAACUUUAUGCUACGCUGCCAGUCGCAGAAGACUCCAGUCCUGGAGAGCUACACUUCCUGUGUGUUUCCUCACGUGAUUUAUUCAAGUCACUGAUUGACUGGGAUGACUCCAAGCACCUUGUUUUCAAGGCCAGAAA